Messenger RNA from Dicentrarchus labrax (European seabass), 2234 nucleotides. Its product is annotated as stanniocalcin-2. Gene Ontology annotation, cellular component: extracellular region. NCBI's taxonomy places the organism in Eukaryota, Metazoa, Chordata, Actinopteri, Moronidae. The record is from RefSeq and is a predicted model, not a curated record. The transcript is spliced from 7 exons. Gene Ontology annotation, molecular function: hormone activity. Bases 288 to 1592 code for a protein of 434 amino acids.
ACACGGCGAUUGAAUUUAUAUUUUUUAACGACAAGUCUAAUUAUUUUUUUCUAUUUUAUUUUAAGUCUGUGUAAUGCAUUUAUUUUACACGUGCUUUGGCAACGUAAACGGCUGUUUCCAAUGCCAGUAAAGCCUCUUUGAAUGUGAAAAUUGAACCGAUUGAUCACUCCGCCGGCGGUGUAAACACAGAACGAGUCGACCUCAUGUCCUGUAGCAAAACGAGCACCGACAGCGUCGCUAGCCAGCUAGCUUUCAUUUAGCAAAUCUUUGCUAAAAGGCGUGUUGGCAUGGCGGAAGGUAGCGGUAACGUUAACGCCGGUGCGGCAAACCUUCCUGCGGGAGACCCGCAACUUAUCGGCAUGAUUGUGGAGCAUCUGAAGAACCGGGGGCUUUUUGACGAGUUCCGUCGGGACUGUCUUGCCGACGUCGAUACGAAGCCUGCCUAUCAGAACCUGCGACAGAAAGUUGACAACUUUGUCACGUCUCAGCUGAGCACACAGGACUGGAACCCGUCCAUCAACAAGAACCAGAUGAGGAACGGACUGAGGCAGAGUGUCGUUCAAUCGGGUAUGCUGGAGUCCGGUGUGGACAGGAUCAUCACUCAGGUCGUGGACCCCAAGAUGAACCACACUUUCCGGCCGCACAUAGAAACUGCCAUCCAUGACUUCCUGUCGGGGGACAGGAGGGAGGAGAACACCCAGAGUUGUAACUCUGCACCAUGUGAACAAACAGAACCACAAGAGGCCCCGGCGUCUGCCUCUGGCCCCAAAACCCCCUGCAUGCCGGCGAACUUGUCCGCUGUGUUUUGUGUGUUUUUUGUGCUCCUGGCCCAGGUGCUGACCGUGGAUCCGCAUGAUGUCCAGGAGAAACAAGUGAGCCAGGCCAAAAGACGCCUCUCUUUGCAGAGCACAGCGGAGAUUCAGAGUUGCCUGGUGAGCUCAGGGGAUGUCGGCUGUGGGACGUUUCAGUGUUUCAACAACAACUCCUGUGAAAUCCAAGGCCUGCACGACAUCUGUCUCACUCUGCUUCACAACGCCGGGCGCUACGACUCUCAGGGCAAGUCAUUUGUGAAGGAUGCUUUGCGGUGCAUGGCGCUGGGACUGCGGCAGCGCUUCAGCUGUGUGAGCCGCCGGUGCUCAGCGGUAAAAGAGAUGGUGUUCUCGCUGCAGAGAGAGUGCUACUCCAGACACCAGCUCUGCCUGGCUGUACGGGACCACAUGGACACCAUGGGUAACCUGGUCCAGUUCCACCUGAUGUUUCCGCCGGGACCGUACGUGGAGCUGAUGAACUUCCUGUUGAAGUGUGGAGACGAGGUCAGGUUGUGGGUCGGCCGGCGACUGCGCGGGCAGUGCGAGCAACAAUGGGGUGCGUUGUGCGGUAGUUUUAGCAACACCUGCUCCCUCAGCCAAUUGGAUGCUCCGCAGCACACCACCGCCCCUCCACCCACCGCACCCUGGCCCAUCCCUGUUCAAGGACCCUCGCAGCAGCCAACCAGAGCGGCAGAACUAGAGAACACGAGCGCGCUCAGUAAGAUCAACACCACCGAAUCUGGUCUGCCCGUGUCUGAGAAAUCCAAUGUUACUGCGUCAUAAAAAGACAGGCAGGUCACGCAGAGGUGCAGACAGGGUACACAAAGAUACAAAGAUCAUGCACUUAUUACUAUUAUAUUAGUAGUACAAUGAGUAGUGGUAGUGUUAGUUUUAUCAGAGUAUUAAGUGUAGUAUGGUGAAAGCGAUGCAACAUAACUUAUUUAAUCUGUUGGGUUUUUGUGCUAUAUUAAUAUUUUUCUUUGUACAAGGAUGAAAAAACAAUUAUCUACCUCACUGCAACAUCACAGUAAACCACAGUGACUGUAUCGUUCAGCAAAAGGCAUGGACACACACGACAACACUACAGGGAAGUUGUCUCUAGCUCAAGUGCAGCUGAUGGCUCCAAGUCAAUAUUCUACCUAUUUAAGUCUGUUUUUGUAUUUAUGAGGAUUGUUAUAUUAUGCACCGUAUAGCUGACACACUAUCAAACGUUAUCUUGUAGACAGUCGGACUGCAGGAAGGGAAGCACUCUUUGGUUAUGACGUGUUAUAAAUAUGUAUUUUUUGAUGUUCUACUUGAACGAUCACAUUUCAUACAAACCCCAGGUUUCAAGCUAUGUUUUGUACGUUUUUAUUUAAAUGAAUCGAAAAAUACAUUUGUAAACAUUUUAAUUGAAAGUCAAUAAACUACAAUGAUGUUACUGAA